AUGCAAUACCUCAAUAUCUUUAACGGAACUGUUUAUCCACAAGCAUUUCAUAAGCCUAUUAGUACUGAUAUUGAAAGAUUAGUACAGCGCUAUAACACACUUGUUCCACGUCAAUUCCAAUCUCCUCAAGGAAAUUUAGUUGCAAUAUCAGGAUAUCUAGCAAUUCCAAUCAAUAACAUGCCAAUGAAUAUAACGCUUGAUAUUACUCUUGUUCCAAGAUUCCCACAAGACGCUCCAUUUGUUUCAUUAAGAAUGCAGCCCAAUGAAAUUAGACCAUCGCAAGCAGUAGCUCCUACUGGUGUAGUAAAUCUCAUGAUGAUUCAUCAAUGGGUAUUUAAGCAAUCUACCUUAGUUAAACUUGUUGAUGACUUGUACAGAUACUUUUUAGCAAAUCCACCAUUAAAUUCUGCUCCUGCUGGAUACCCAGCACCUUAUGGUAACCAGGGCUAUCCACAACAAGGAUAUCCAAAUCGUCCUCCACAAAAUUAUGGAAAUCCACAACAACAACAGUACCCUCAACAGUAUCCACCACAAUACCAGCAACAUCCACAACAAUAUCAGCAGCCUCAAGCUUACGCUCAGCCACAAGCAGCUCCUGCAGCAAAUCCACAGGAAAUUGAAGCUAAAUUUGCCGAAGAUCAAAAGGCAUACCAAAAGAAAUUAGAUAAACUUAGAAGUCAAUACCAUGAUCACCAAAUGGUAUUCGAUUCUCUUAUUGAAGAAACUCAGAAGUUAGCGAGAAAGCACUUUACAAGCUCAGUUUCACAGAAGCUUAAAUCUUAUCCUCAAAAAUAA
Messenger RNA from Trichomonas vaginalis G3, 795 nucleotides. Its product is annotated as tumor suppressor protein 101 family. The record is from RefSeq and is a predicted model, not a curated record. The transcript has a single exon. Gene Ontology annotation, cellular component: ESCRT I complex. Gene Ontology annotation, molecular function: ubiquitin binding. Bases 1 to 795 code for a protein of 264 amino acids. Gene Ontology annotation, biological process: protein modification process; endosome to lysosome transport; protein transport. Lineage: Eukaryota; Parabasalia; Trichomonadida; Trichomonadidae.